AUGAAGAUGGCAGCACCUGCAUCACCAUCCCCUGCCUGUGAAAUGGGUGAAGGUGCUAAGGAUGAUGCUACCAAUGGCCUAUGUUUGAAGAGAAUUGAUGAUGAUUAUGAUGAUGAUAAGAGGUGUGAAUCUUCAUCAUUUUAUGGAAAUUCUGAUGACUCCAUCUUGUCGACAUUGUCGGAUCUUACAGAUGAUGCAACCUCCACAUCUCCGAGCUCGUCGUCUUCCCUCUCAUCAAAUGCAUCGCAAUUUGAUCCAAAUCAAUCUUCUUUCGACUUAUCUUCGCUCGUGGACGACCUCCCAAUCAAAAGAGGGCUGUCCAAGUAUUUUGAAGGGAAAUCAGAGUCGUUUAGAUCUCUAUCUGAUGCUAGAUGCAUUGAAGAUCUUGUGAAAAAAGUGAAUCCCAGCAGAAAGAGGUUAAAGGCAUCCGGUGACCAUGGAUUCAAUUCGACACAAAAGCACUGCAACAGAUCAAGGUUCCAUGGCAGGACAACAUGGAAGAAAACCUCCAGGGGUUCGACUGUCUCUUCCUUGCUGGCAAGAAGGAACAGAAGCACUGCUUUGUUUAGUAGCAAGAUGCUCAAUCUACCACCGCAUGAGAACCUGCAGUGAAGGUGCACAACAUCAAUUCAAUGUAAUAUCAUACAGAUCUAUGUUACGAAGAGAGUUCAUUUUGAUCAUUUUCCCCCUUUGUUCAUGCCAUGGAACCAUGAAUAAUCAGUCCUAUAUGUAGAGUGCCAAACUAAUCGGAAAGAAGUUGGGUUGAUAAUUACUUUGUGCAUUUAUAUUUUGCUCGCUUGAUAAAGACAGCAGUUCUUUUGUGCCUA
Molecule: messenger RNA, 827 nt
Organism: Zingiber officinale
Lineage: Eukaryota; Viridiplantae; Streptophyta; Magnoliopsida; Zingiberales; Zingiberaceae
Exons: 2
Coding region: 1-612 (203 amino acids)
Source: RefSeq, a predicted model, not a curated record